AUGGCCGCAGCAGGGUCCCAACAACUCCAGUUUGCCGAGGGUGCUGCUUUCCCCGCCUUCCCGGCGGCGCACCUCGGAGGACCGCUGCUUCCAUCCACGCGCCCUGCCGCCGGGCUGCCCCCUGCACCCCAGGGCCCCCGCGCUCCAGCGGCCACGCCGUGCUUUCCAAGCGGAAGCCCUGGACCCGCAGCGCAGACCCCCGCCGGCCUGGAUUCUCCCGGGCCCCCCAAAGGCGCAGCUGCCCCGUCGGCGCCCCAGCGCCGCAAGCGCACGUCGUUCAGCUCCGAGCAACUGCAGCUGCUGGAACUCGUCUUCCGCCAGACCAUGUACCCCGACAUCCACUUGCGGGAGCGCCUAGCCGCGCUCACGCUGCUCCCCGAGUCCAGGAUCCAGUCAUGUUGUCCUCCUGUCUCCCAGGUGUGGUUCCAGAACAGACGAGCCAAGUCCAGGCGCCAGAGUGGGAAGUCAUUGCAGCCCUUAUCAUCAAGGCGGGAAGUGUUACUUCAGCGCUCUGCUCCUGGGACUGAAGCGAGAUGUUUGAAGCCCCAGCUGCCUCUGGAGGCAGCUAUGAACUGCCUUCCCGACGCCAGCAGGGCUGGAGGAGGCCUCUGUGCCUCUGGUUCUCAAGGUCAGAAUUUUGACACCUAUUCCCCUCUCUCCGAAGAUAUCGGCUCAAAGUUGGACUCGUGGGAAGAACAUAUCUUUUCUGCCUUAGGUAAUUUUUGA
Messenger RNA from Chionomys nivalis (European snow vole), 726 nucleotides. It is a transcript of the gene Mixl1, whose product is annotated as Mix paired-like homeobox. The record is from RefSeq and is a predicted model, not a curated record. The transcript is spliced from 2 exons. The coding region runs from base 1 to 726 and encodes 241 amino acids. Lineage: Eukaryota; Metazoa; Chordata; Mammalia; Rodentia; Cricetidae. Gene Ontology annotation, biological process: hematopoietic progenitor cell differentiation; endoderm formation; endoderm development. Gene Ontology annotation, molecular function: RNA polymerase II cis-regulatory region sequence-specific DNA binding; DNA-binding transcription activator activity, RNA polymerase II-specific.